Ailuropoda melanoleuca (giant panda) is the source of this 2184-nucleotide messenger RNA. RefSeq names its product kelch like family member 6 (gene KLHL6). Bases 177 to 2042 code for a protein of 621 amino acids. Gene Ontology annotation, molecular function: protein binding. The record is from RefSeq and is a predicted model, not a curated record. NCBI's taxonomy places the organism in Eukaryota, Metazoa, Chordata, Mammalia, Carnivora, Ursidae. The transcript is spliced from 7 exons. Gene Ontology annotation, biological process: B cell receptor signaling pathway; germinal center formation.
CUUACAGAAAGAAGAAGAAUAGAAGUUACUGGCGUUUGUAGUAACAGGAUGAGAAAGUACGAGACUUCCUGUUGUGUGUGUGUGACAGCUGGUGAUAAGUGGAGGGCUCUGCACAGGAAAUCCGCUCAGCUUCUGCAAUGUGACCUGCCUGAAGCUUGGGCGCUCCUUCAGUCUGGAUGUUGAUGGCAGGACAAAGGGGCGCCUGGACCAUGGGUGAUGUGGUAGAGAAGAGUUUGGAAGGGCCCCUGGCACCUUCUACAGAUGAACCCUCCCAGAAAAGGGGAGACCUGGUAGAAAUCUUAAAUGGGGAUAAGGUAAAAUUCGAUGACACGGGACUCUCCUUAAUUCUGCAGAAUGGUCUGGACACCCUUCGCGUGGAAAACGCUCUGACCGAUGUCAUCUUGUGUGUGGACAUUCAGGAAUUCUCCUGCCACCGCGUGGUGCUUGCUGCGGCCAGCAACUAUUUCAGGGCCAUGUUCUGCAACGAUUUAAAGGAAAAGUACGAGAAGAGGAUCAUUAUCAAAGGUGUUGAUGCUGAGACCAUGCACACUCUUCUGGACUACACGUACACCAGCAAGGCGCUGAUCACCAAGCAGAAUGUGCAGCGGGUCCUGGAAGCUGCUAACCUCUUCCAGUUCCUGCGGAUGGUGGAUGCCUGCGCCAGCUUCCUAACAGAAGCCUUGAACCCCGAAAACUGUGUUGGAAUAUUGAGGCUGGCGGACACACACUCCUUGGACAGUCUGAAGAAGCAGGUUCAAAACUACAUCAUUCAAAACUUUGUGCAGAUUCUGAACUCUGAGGAGUUCCUCGAACUUCCCGUGGACACUCUGUACCACAUCUUGAAGAGUGAUGACCUCUAUGUGACCGAGGAGGCUCAGGUGUUUGAGACUGUGAUGAGUUGGGUCCGGCACAAACAGUCAGAACGACUCUGCUUGCUCCCCUAUGUCCUUGAGAAUGUGCGCUUGCCACUUCUGGACCCGUGGUACUUUGUGGAGACGGUGGAGGCAGAUCCUCUUAUCAGACAGUGCCCAGAGGUCUUCCCACUGCUUCAGGAAGCCCGGAUGUACCACCUUUCAGGCAAUGAGAUCAUUUCGGAGCGCACCAAGCCCAGGAUGCAUGAGUUUCAGUCUGAGGUAUUCAUGAUCAUUGGUGGCUGCACGAAGGAUGAACGGUUUGUGGCGGAGGUUACCUGCCUGGACCCCCUGCGGCGCAGCCGCCUGGAGGUGGCCAAGCUCCCCAUGACGGAGCAUGAGCUGGAGAGUGAGAAUAAGAAGUGGGUGGAAUUUGCAUGCGUGACAUUAAAAAAUGAGGUCUACAUCUCAGGUGGCAAAGAAACACAGCACGAUGUUUGGAAAUAUAAUUCUUCAAUCAACAAAUGGAUUCAAAUUGAGUAUUUGAACAUAGGCCGCUGGAGGCAUAAGAUGGUGGUGUUAGGUGGCAAGGUCUAUGUGAUUGGAGGUUUUGAUGGCUUGCAGAGGAUCAACAAUGUGGAGACCUACGACCCCUUCCAUAACUGCUGGUCAGAGGCAGCACCCCUUCUUGUCCACGUCAGUUCCUUCGCAGCCACCAGCCAUAAGAAGAAGCUCUAUGUGAUUGGAGGAGGACCCAAUGGGAAACUGGCCACAGACAAGACUCAGUGUUACGACCCUUCAACUAAUAAAUGGAGUUUAAAGUCAUCCAUGCCAGUGGAGGCUAAAUGCAUCAACGCAGUCAGUUUCCGGGACCGCAUCUAUGUUGUUGGAGGGGCCAUGAGAGCGCUGUACGCCUACAGCCCCCUGGAGGACAGCUGGUGCCUGGUGACCCAGCUCAGCCACGAGAGGGCCAGCUGCGGCAUCGCGCCCUGCAACAACCGGCUCUACAUCACCGGGGGGCGGGACGAGAAGAACGAGGUCAUCGCCACCGUGCUGUGCUGGGACCCCGAGGCCCAGAAACUGACGGAGGAGUGCGUCCUGCCCCGGGGGGUGUCGCACCACGGCAGCGUCACCAUCAGGAAGUCUUACACCCACAUCAGGAGGAUCGUGCCCGGAGCAGUGUCGGUGUGACUCGCGAGGGCGCAGGGCGGGGCCGCGGGGGCUCAGGGCCAGGUGCCGGGAGACCUCCCUCCGCACCCGUUGCCCGGGUUCGUGCCACUAAAGACAGCAGGCUGGGCUUGAGCCACAGGCCCUACACCUGGGCUCCCCGCGG